GGACUGUUACAAAAGAUUCCACAUUUUAUAUAUCUUUGUGUGCACUGAUUAUGCUAGAAAAUAAUCAAAUGACUAAAAAAAUCAUACAAGCUGUUGAUCUCAUUUCUAAAGUUGACAAAACUAUGCUUAUUGCAAAUG
Molecule: messenger RNA, 138 nt
Organism: Cetraspora pellucida
Lineage: Eukaryota; Fungi; Glomeromycota; Glomeromycetes; Diversisporales; Gigasporaceae
Source: the annotation of a GenBank genome assembly